Misgurnus anguillicaudatus (oriental weatherfish) is the source of this 1306-nucleotide messenger RNA. It is a transcript of the gene cptp, whose product is annotated as ceramide-1-phosphate transfer protein. Gene Ontology annotation, biological process: ceramide transport; intermembrane lipid transfer. The record is from RefSeq and is a predicted model, not a curated record. Lineage: Eukaryota; Metazoa; Chordata; Actinopteri; Cypriniformes; Cobitidae. Gene Ontology annotation, molecular function: ceramide 1-phosphate transfer activity; ceramide 1-phosphate binding. Gene Ontology annotation, cellular component: cytoplasm; membrane; cytosol.
UGCCGCAAAUCCAGGAAGUAUCAAAGGGAAAGCAAUGAUAUAAUCCCAAUGAUAACGCUGAUUUUUAAGUCUUUUUUUACUAAAUAUUAUCACAUAUAUACAUUUUAUUCACUUGUACGUUUUGUCGAAAGGUUACAUUUAGGUUCGAUUAAUUGUCAGGCUAUUAACUUAAUAAGAAACGUACGCAAUGGCAGAUACAUUCAGUCUUCAGAAAGUCUUAGAAACAUUCAGAUCAUGCCUGAGUGAGAAUAAGGAGGUUUAUAUUAAAUAUUAUAUAGAAGGAUGGAAAGAGCUGGUCGUCUUCAUGAAUAGUCUGGGGAGCGUGUUUUCCUUCAUCUCCAAGGAUGUGGUCACCAAGGUUCAGAUCUUAGAGAACUUCCUUAGCAGUGAAAAUGAAUCCCACUACGUCACAGUCCAGUCUAUGGUGAAGUAUGAACUGGAAAAUGAUCUGGUGGACCUGACCAAAAGAGGCAACCACCCUGAAUCAGGUUGCCGUACUCUUCUGAGGCUACAUCGGGCUCUCCGGUGGCUGGAGCUUUUUCUCGACAGCCUACGAACCAGCACGGCGGACAGCAAAACCUCAACCAUGUGCUCUGAUGCCUAUAAUGAGUCUUUGGCUCAUCACCACCCUUGGCUUAUUCGAAAAGCUGUGGGUGUGGCGUUCGUCGCCCUUCCAGGGCGUGACACAUUUUUUGAAGUAAUGAAUGCUGGUGAUCAAGCGCAGGUGGUUGCUCUGUUAGGAGAAUCAUUGCCUCUUAUAUCUGAAGUCUACCAGAUCACAGAAGACUUAUAUGCGAAAAACAACCUUCUGGAGUUACCAUAGAAGCAUGAUGUUUAAGUUACAGAUUUGAUGGACCUAAACAAUAUGUGGAUGAAUGUAUCAAUUUUAGGGUUCAUAAAGGGUUCAACAUUCUUAUUUGUGUAAUAGUUAUACACUACAAUUUCAGUAUUUAAGUUUUGUUCUUCAUGUUUUUUUUUUUUUGUUGGUCAGUUGGGCAUUUAUGUGAUUGUAUUUUAAUAUAUUUAAAUUUAGAGAGCAAUAUAAAUAUGUUUCUUUAUUUAAAUGGGUAGGGAUGUAUGAUAUUAAAAUAAUAAGUGACAGUACAUUAUAUAAGAAUAUAUAUAUAUAUUUAGAUUCAAAUAAUUGUAUGAUGAAAAAGAGCACUUUUAUUUCUGUUUUAUAUUAUCUGAACUUAAAUAUGUUUCUUGCAUCUCCAACUUCACUGAAUCUGCAAAAGAGGAAAAUCCUGAUAUGUUACAAUAUAAUGUAUUGCAAAAAUGAAAUACACCAUUCUGGAAAAACUGU